AUGAUGGAGAGAGGCCACCAAGUUAUGGUUUUCGUCCACUCGCGCAAAGAUACCGUAAUGACUGCCAGGAUGCUUAUGCAGCUAGCUGCGGAGGAGGGCCGAGAGGACUUAUUCAGCUGUCAUGAUCAUGAGAACUAUUCCAAUGCCCUUCGUGACAUGAAACACGCGCGUGCACGUGAGCUGCGAGACCUCUUCGCCAGCGGAUUUGGAACGCAUCAUGCAGGAAUGACUCGAAGCGACCGAAAUCUGAUGGAGCGAAUGUUCUCAGAAGGUCUAAUCAAGGUACUCUGCUGUACUGCCACCUUGGCCUGGGGUGUCAACCUUCCCGCAGCCGCGGUUGUUAUCAAAGGUACUCAGUUGUAUAACCCCCAAGAGGGUAAAUUCAUUGACCUGAGCAUUCUCGAUGUCAUGCAAAUCUUUGGUCGUGCAGGUCGCCCACAAUUCCAGGACACCGGUAUUGGAUUUAUCUGUACUACUCAUGACAAGUUGAACCACUACCUAUCUGCUGUGACUGCGCAGCAGCCCAUUGAGUCGCGCUUCUCUAGUCGACUUGUGGAUAACUUGAAUGCUGAAAUCUCGCUUGGAACCGUGACAUCAGUUCCAGAGGCUGUGCAAUGGCUUGGCUACUCGUACCUCUAUGUGCGCAUGAAACGUGAGCCGAGAAACUAUGGAAUCGAGUUUGCCGAGUUACGCGAUGACCCAAUGUUGGUUCAAAGGCGGAGGCAGUUGAUCUUACAAGCAGCGCGGGUGCUACAAAAGAGUCAGAUGAUCAUCUUCAAUGACAAGACCGAAGAUCUCAAGGCCAAGGAUGUCGGCCGCAUUGCGAGUCAAUACUACGUAUUGCAAACCAGCGUCGAGAUUUUCAACGACAUGAUGCGUCCCCGAUCUGGUGAGGCAGAUGUACUCAAGAUGAUCAGUAUGAGUGGAGAAUUCGACAACAUCCAAUCUAGGGACAGCGAGUCCAAAGAGCUUCAGCGACUGCGCGAUGAAGUCGCGCAGACUGAAGUUGCCGGAGGAAACGAUACGCCACAUGCAAAGACAAACCUCUUGUUGCAAGCCUAUAUAUCUCGCGCCAAGAUUGAAGACUUUGCUUUAGCCUCCGAUACUGGAUAUGUCGCCCAAAACGCGGCACGUAUCUGCCGUGCUCUCUUCAUGAUUGCGUUGAAUCGUCGCUGGGGCUAUCAAUGCCAGGUUCUAUUGUCUCUUUGCAAGUCCAUCGAAAAACAGAUCUGGCCCUUUGAUCACCCUUUCCGUCAGUUCGACUUGCCCCAGCCGAUUCUCCGUAACCUUGACGAAAAGCUUCCAACUACCUCCAUCGAGUCGAUGAAAGAAAUGGAGCCUGCGGAGAUUGGUCAGCUUGUUCACAACCACCGCAUGGGCAGCACAUUGUCCAAGCUGUUGGACAAUUUCCCAACUCUGAGUGUUGAGACCGAGAUUGCGCCCCUUAACCGCGACGUGCUUCGUAUUCGCCUUUCCAUCUACCCCGAGUUCACCUGGAAUGAUCGUCACCACGGAGCAUCCGAAUCCUUCUGGGUCUGGGUCGAGAACUCGGAAACAUCAGAAAUCUAUCAUCACGAGUACUUCAUCCUAAGCCGGAAGAAGCUUUACGCCGACCAUGAGCUCAACUUCACUAUUCCGCUAUCUGACCCUCUUCCCAGCCAAAUCUACAUUCGUGUGAUCUCUGAUCGAUGGCUGGCCACUUCCUAUAUCGGCUCUCAAGAAUCCCAUUCUUGA
Messenger RNA from Penicillium egyptiacum, 1734 nucleotides. The record is from the annotation of a GenBank genome assembly. NCBI's taxonomy places the organism in Eukaryota, Fungi, Ascomycota, Eurotiomycetes, Eurotiales, Aspergillaceae.